Molecule: messenger RNA, 2322 nt
Organism: Gryllus bimaculatus (two-spotted cricket)
Lineage: Eukaryota; Metazoa; Arthropoda; Insecta; Orthoptera; Gryllidae
Source: the annotation of a GenBank genome assembly
AUGAAAUCUUUUGAUCAUAUACCACCUCUGCAUGCAGCAAUAAUGUUUGGUUCAGCCCACACUGUGGAAGCUUUACUAGAGAAUGGAGCAGAAGUAAAUUCUGAAAUGCAGCAUGGAAUUACCCCAUUAUGUUUAGCAAUUUUAAAAAAUAAUUUGGAAAUGUUAAAUCUCAUUCUCACUUUCAGAGCAGAAGUUAAUCAUGAACUUUGCAUUAAAUUCACUCCUCUAAUGCUUGCUUGUGAAAUGCACUCUAUUAAUAGCAUUCGUGUCUUGGUUGACAAAGGGGCUGAUGUCCAUGCUAAAACAGAGAAAGGUAACACUGCAUUGCAUUUGGCUGCUGAAAAUGGUUUGGUUAACAUAAUAAAAAUUCUUUUACAUUAUGGGGCUGAAGUAAAUGUGAAAAACAAAGCUCACGUGACGCCUUUGCAUGUAGCAUGUGCCAACAACAAACUUGAAGUAGUGAAAAUUCUCCUUAAGAAUGGGGCUGAUGUAAAUUUAACCGCAACUGGUAUAAAUGAAAAAAAAGAGGAAAUAAAAAAAAUAACUCCUUUGCAUCUAGGAGCAGGAACAUGUGCAGAAAUAGUGGAAAUUCUGAUCCAAGCCGGAGCUAGGGUUAAUGUUAAAACUAGUAAUAAAGUUACACCGUUACACAUUGCUUCCCAGAAAGGUUCAUCCACCAUCGUAGAUAUCUUAUUGAAGGAAAAUGCUCAGGUAAAUGUUGCAGAUUAUGAGAAUCUAAAUCCUCUUCACUUAGCAGUGCAGAGCAACAAUCUUUCAGUUUUGAAAUCUCUUAUUUCCAAGGGAGGUCAUGUAAAUUCAAAAGGAUUUCAGGGCUGUGUACCACUGCAUUUGGCAGCUGAGCUAGGUUAUUUCCCAUGUGUGAAGGUGUUGGUGAGUAGAAAGGCAAAUGUGAAUGUCAGAAAUCUAGGUGGAAGUACACCUCUGCACUUGGCAAUUCAAUACAAGCACACAAGAGUUGGCGAAUAUUUAAUAUUGAAUGGAGCACAAAUAUCUGUGGAGGAUGACCUGCGAUGGACCCCUUUGCAUAAUUUGUCAUAUAAUGGCUGUUCCUUGAGAAUAGCUCAGGCAUUAAUUGAAAGAGGUGUUAGCGUUAACGCUAGAACAAAUGAUGGUAGGACCCCUCUUCACUUAGCAUCAGAGAAAAAUCAUGUGAAAAUAGCACGGGUACUUCUUGAAAAUGGUGCAUGUUGUAAUUUACGUGAUGGGAAAAACUGGGCUCCUUUGCAUUAUUCCACAUUUGAAGGUCAUGUUGAAAUGACAAAAUUUUUGCUUUCUAAAGGAGCUCAUAUCAAUGUGAAAACAACCAUAAGCACCACACCCUUACAUUUUGCAGCCAGUCAGGGACAUCUUGCAGUGGUGAAAUUACUAACUGACAAUGGAGCAGAUAUUAAUGCUCUGGAUGACACAAGAUGGACCCCUUUACAUUUUGCUGCAGACAAAGGAUUUGAUAAAGUAGUUCUCCAUCUCUUGAAGAGUGGAGCAGAUACUUCUAUUCAAGAGAGUAAAAACUGGGGAACCCCUCUUCACAUAUGUAUUCAGCAAGGACAUUUGAAGAUUGUUAAUCAUCUUGUUACUCAUGGUGCUGAUGUGAAUGCCAAAAUGCUUUUUAGUGUUACUCCCCUACACCUUGCAGCACAAGAAGGAUUUUUAAAUAUUGUAAAAUAUUUGAUUUCCAAUGGUGCCAAAUAUGAUUGUCGGGUUAAAUGUAGAUCAAUGGACACUCCUUUAAGCCUCGCACUAAAAUCCAGCAGAGAUAUAAGUGUGGUAAAAUUUUUAGUUGCAACAGAAAUGAUGAUGAAUGCUGUAGGUCAUGAUUGUGUUUCAAAUUUCAAAGAUUGUUUAGAUGAUGGAGCUUUCAUUAAUACACAGAGUUUAAUUUAUGGUGCUCCUAUAUUACUGGCUGCUCAACAUAAAUCAAUUCAGGUAUUGCAAUGCCUCCUUGAAAGGGGAGCUGAGGUAAAUCUUAUUGAUGAUGAUGGAUUUUCAGCACUUCAUUUUGCUGCCAUUAAUAAUUCUCUUGAUAUUGCUUGUAUCUUGCUUAAAAAUGGUUGUUUAUACAAUAUUAAAACAUACGAAGCAAAAAAAACUCCAUUAGACUUGACCAUUGAAAAUUCUGCCCUCUCCUUUUUAUUACAAUCAAUAAAUGAAAUUUUCCAAAAAGUAGAGAGUGGUGGUAACAUAAAAGAUGAUUUAAAACAAUUUGAAGGAAAACCGGAUGAACUUGCUGCUGUUCUUGGUGCUCGUAAUGAAGAGAAUAAGACACUUAGUAUGCUCGGAAAUGAUGAUGUCAUUCAAUACUGA